GUCAAGAGCUAUGCCGCAGAAGAAGAAGGAUCUGCGGCGUUGGUGUAAAUGGAAGUUACACUUGAUCCAGUUGGAUGAAAGUGGUGGAAAGCAGCAUUCUGUACUGAUAUAUUGUUUGCAGUGGCUAAGUGAGUAUAAGCAGGAUGUCUGGGGGACCUGCAGUACGUGUGAGCAUCGAGUCAUCUUGUGAGCGGCAAGUGCAGGAGGUUUCGCUGGAUGGCGUAGAGACGUAUGUGCCGCCACUCUCUAUGUCUCAGAAUCUUGCAAAGCUUGCACAGCGCAUUGACUUUGGCCAUGGCUCUGACUCAGACGAGGAGGACCCAAGCAGGGAGAGCAGAGAGUCUGACUGGAGCAAGCAGGAACCUGAGGAGGAUGGCCCAAUGAAAUUUCAACCAUGCUUGUGGCCAUGGGACUCUGUGCGGAACCAUUUGCGCAGUGCUUUAACUGAGAUGUGUGUGUUGCAUGAUGUGCUCAGCGUUGUCAAGGAGAAGAAGUACAUGGCUCUUGAUCCGGUAUCACAGGAUCCUUCUGUGGCAAAGACACCUCAGGUCUUCCAGUUGAUCAGUAAGAAGAAGUCUUUGGCCACUGCAGCCCAGUUGCUACUGAAAGGGGCAGAGAAGCUGAGUAAGUCUGUAACAGAGAGCCAGGAGCAGCGGCGCCAGCGUGACUUUAACGCAGAGCUGCUGCAUCUGCGGUCACAGUGGAAACUGCGCAAAGUUGGAGACAAAAUCCUUGGAGACUUGAGCUACCGCAGUGCUGGAUCUCUCUUUACCCAUCAUGGCACAUUUGAGGUCAUUAAGAACACCGAUAUUGAUUUAGAUAAGAAGAUCCCAGAUGAUUACUGUCCUCUCAAUGUCCAGAUUCCCAGCGACCUGGAGGGUUCGGCUUACAUAAAGGUCUCUAUUCAGAAACAGGCCCCUGAUAUAGGAGACCUGGGCACAGUAAACCUUUUAAGAAGGCAACCCAAGGCCAGACCAGGUUCCCAGGCAUGGCAUCUAAAGCUGGAAGCUGCUCAGAAUGUGCUGCUCUGUAAGGAGAUCUUUGCUCAGCUCUCUCGGGAGGCUGUGCAGAUAAAAUCCCACAUUCCACACAUCGUUGUCAAGAACCAGAUAAUCUCCCAGCCUUUCCCUGGGCUGCAGCUCUCAAUUUCUCUGUGCCACUCCACUGUGGAGAAGAAAAACCAGAGAACUUCACCUGACAAAGCCAAGCCAGAUGACCACCUGUAUGUGCUUGAGCACAACCUGCACCAGCUUAUUAGAGAGUUUCAUAAGCAAACCUUGAGCUCGUCAGUUAUGCCCCAUCCUGCAAGUGCUCCAUUUGGGCCAAAGCGGUUGCGACUGGCUGGGCCAAUGGCGUACGACAAAGCCGAGAUCAGCUGUCUACAGCACGGUGAGGGCCUGCUGGAGAAAAUCGUCAAACAAGCCAAACACAUUUUCCUCAGAAGCAGGACAGCACGUACCAUUGACUGCUUGGCAAGUCGUAUAGAGGAUCCUCAGAUUCAGGCUCAUUGGUCCAACAUUAAUGAUGUUUAUGAGUCCAGUGUAAAAGUGUUAAUCACCUCACAGGGCUAUGAGCAGAUCUGCAAAUCUAUUCAGUUGCAGUUGAAUAUUGGAGUGGAGCAGAUCAGGGUAGUGCACAGAGAUGGUAGAGUCAUCACUCUUUCCCACCAGGAGCAAGAGCUGCAAGACUUUUUACUAUCCCAGAUGUCUCAGCAUCAGGUGCAUGCAGUGCAACAGUUGGCAAAGGUGAUGGGUUGGCAUGUGCUGAGCUUCAGUAACCAUGUGGGGCUGGGAGCUGUCGAAAGCAUCGGCAAUGCCUCUGCUAUCACUGUAGCAUCACCCAACGGAGAGUAUGCCGUCUCAGUACGGAAUGGACCAGAGAGUGGCUGUAAGGUUCUCGUUCAAUUUCCACGUUGCCAGACUAAAGACCUGCCAAAGAGUGACGUGUUGCAGGAUGGAAAGUGGAGUCAUUUGCGGGGCCCAUAUAAGGAAGUGCACUGGAGCAGGAUGGAGGGCAGGAACUUUGUCUACAAAAUGGAGCUUCUAAUGGCAGCAUUGACUCCCUGUCCUUAGAACACAUGUGUUCCACAGAGGCAUCCCAGAAGGCCAUUGGCAACUUGCGACAGCAAGAGCACAGUUUCCAGGGUUCCGACACCCAACAAAAUGGAAAACAGAACUAUGUUCCACAGAACUACAUUCUUUGGAUGCUCACACAUGUCCCAAACAUCCUGAUUAAACAAGUAGCUUUCACUGUGGUGAAAAAAAACACAUUUGAGCUAUUUUUUUAAACAGUCAGCUUUUCAAAGAUUAACAUUUUUCUGGCUUUCCUUACUAAGGCUUCUAAAUUAAGACUAAUAGCAGUUUUCAAGUUAUUUAGCAAGCGAAAAAAGUUGUUUAAGCUGGGGAUUAAGUGGAAAUGAAAGUGUCUUUGUGUUUAAAGAACAUUAAGCUUUAGUAAUUUCAGAGCUGUUAAAGAUGCAUGAAGUGACUCAAAAGUUUAAACUAGGCCACAUUAGUUGCACUUUCUGUUCCUUAAAGUAAAGACACUUUCUGUUCCCCAAAGAGAAACGCUUCCUUUUAGUGCUAACAUACAGGAUGUGUGGGAGAGGGUGUGUAUGGGUGAAUGCAUUUUACUUUAAAGUCUCGUUGAAGAAGGGGUAGCUAAAUAUGCUAUCUCCAGUGUCACAGAGAGGGCCAUCCUGCAGCCCAACGGCAGAGACUAUCAUACAAUACAGUGCUCCGGCCACACCCACAGCAGACAGCAGCAUGGAAACCAUCAUCUGCAAUGUCAAAGACCAAGUACAUUAUCUAGUGCCACACUUGUCUGGAUUGGUUGUCAGCAAAAGAAGCUUCCAACCAUUUUCCCCAAAGAAAAUGCCAUAUUUCACAACCCCAAAUUUAAUACAUUCGCAUUUACAAA
Messenger RNA from Pygocentrus nattereri (red-bellied piranha), 2919 nucleotides. RefSeq names its product mediator complex subunit 17 (gene med17). Gene Ontology annotation, biological process: regulation of transcription by RNA polymerase II. NCBI's taxonomy places the organism in Eukaryota, Metazoa, Chordata, Actinopteri, Characiformes, Serrasalmidae. Gene Ontology annotation, cellular component: mediator complex; core mediator complex. The record is from RefSeq and is a predicted model, not a curated record. The coding region runs from base 144 to 2072 and encodes 642 amino acids. Gene Ontology annotation, molecular function: transcription coregulator activity. The transcript is spliced from 14 exons.